CACUCGAUCCGAGGGGAAGACCAGUGAAUUCAUUCAUAUUUUUUUUGCCUAAGAGUGUUUGUGAUAAUCUGCAGAAAACAUCGAGAAGAAACGUAGUCCAUAAAACAGUAAAACGAAGCAGGAUUAGGGCUAGUUCCUAGAAAUGAACCAUUUUUGCAACGGUCAAAUACAAAAUAAACGGUCAUUUAGUUAGUGACGCGUAUUUAGACAUAACUUAUCUUUCAAAAGAGCAUAUAUUUUACUUUUAAUUUUGAAUCAUGUUCAGUAAAUCAUUUCACUGAAAUGAUGCCGCGCUUUGCAUUUAGAAUUGUGAAUGAAAUUUGAAUUUGAAAAUGUAGUUAUCUUGCGCAGAAAUCUUUGCAUAUACAAACCUUGGCUCACAAAAAGUUGUUUACAAAAGGUGAACUGUCAAAACAAGCAAGGACGCCAAUCUCCACCAUACCAUCAGGAAAAAGAAAAAAGGAUAAACAUCAAUUGCUCCCCAGUGAUAUGUUCGAACGUUAUCUCACAGCCCUUCAGUAUCCUCGCGUAGGACAGCUAAAUAUCGAUGAUCCGAAGGAUUUCCGCUGCUUCAUGAUGUGGCUGGAGGAUCAGAAGAUUCGCUUCCUGCCGAUCGAAGAGCGGGAACCGCUGCGGAAGGUAAACGCACCGGACGAGUGGAACCGGGCGUACGAAAAGUACAAGAAAGACAUCAAGGUGCCGGAGCACCUGAAGUCGAAGCAGGAGCAGGUAACGUGGCUGCUGCUGUACGCGAUCCGGCUCGAGUACACGGACAACGCGGACCAGUACCGCGCGCUGACCGGUGCGCGCAAGCUGCAGCAAGAGUCGCAGAAAACGACCGUCCCGGAGGUACAGUCGGCGAACCCGUUCGACAGCUUUGACUUUACCAGCGCGGACUUUGAGGAGGGCUCGUGGAAGCUGGCCGAGCGGCUGGGAAUCGCCUACCAUCCGGAUCAUCUCGUGUCGCUGCGUGCGGCCGCCAAAGUUAUCAGCGGUGCGUACAACAGGGAAGCGCUGAAGGAGCGUCCCAUCACCGGGCAGCCGUUCCCGAUCGAGCAGGGCAGCGGGAUGGGCCUAGAAGCCGACGAGGAGCUGGAGCAGUGCGCAAGGAUAAUGCGCCUGCUGCAGAUUCAAAACAUUCGCACGCUGCAGACAACGAUCAACGAAACGAUCGUGGCGGUGCAGAAUGUGACGGCCGAUCCGCGCACCGACACGAAGCUGGGGAAGGUGGGGAUGAAGUAAGUGGUAGGCAAUUUCCUCUAUUUUUUUUUUAUUGUGACACAACGGGGCUCGGGGUGGAAGGAGGAUCCUUUAUUUUAAUACUAAACUCAACUCAACUUAAACUGAAAAA
Anopheles gambiae (African malaria mosquito) is the source of this 1351-nucleotide messenger RNA. RefSeq names its product RNA transcription, translation and transport factor protein. Bases 490 to 1242 code for a protein of 250 amino acids. Gene Ontology annotation, cellular component: tRNA-splicing ligase complex. Gene Ontology annotation, molecular function: RNA binding. The record is from RefSeq and is a predicted model, not a curated record. The transcript has 2 exons. Gene Ontology annotation, biological process: tRNA splicing, via endonucleolytic cleavage and ligation. NCBI's taxonomy places the organism in Eukaryota, Metazoa, Arthropoda, Insecta, Diptera, Culicidae.